Messenger RNA from Cydia pomonella (codling moth), 6453 nucleotides. RefSeq lists its product as uncharacterized. Gene Ontology annotation, biological process: trans, trans-farnesyl diphosphate biosynthetic process. The coding region runs from base 843 to 1931 and encodes 362 amino acids. The record is from RefSeq and is a predicted model, not a curated record. Gene Ontology annotation, molecular function: dimethylallyltranstransferase activity; (2E,6E)-farnesyl diphosphate synthase activity. Lineage: Eukaryota; Metazoa; Arthropoda; Insecta; Lepidoptera; Tortricidae. Gene Ontology annotation, cellular component: cytoplasm. The transcript is spliced from 7 exons.
UUGGAGUGAACAUUCAAAGAAAAUCGAAUAGCUGUUUUAGCAUUGUACCGCUGUGGGCACUCGCCAAGUAUAAUUUUCAAGUUGCUCAAAAAUUUAAAUAUAACGCUUAGGUUUGCGUACCGUACUAUUGAUAGGUACAAUGAAGUCUCCAGUAUUGAUGACAAGAAAACAAUUGGCCGGCCUCGCUCCGUACGAACUCCAGCAGUAAUCAAAGCGAUCAAGGCUUGCAUAGCAAGAAAUCCUGUCCGAAAACAAGUUUAUGGCUUUGCAGAUGGGUGUCAGUAGAAAAACCGUCAAAAAGGUUUUAAACGAAGAUCUUAGUCUACGAGCAUACGAAAAAAAGAGUAGGCACUUAAUUAAUGCUCGUCGAAAAACAAUAAGGCUUAAAAGAUCCCGGAAGUUGUUAAAGCGGUUCGCGAAAAAUCGACACCGUGAUAUCCUCUUUACAGACGAAAAGAUUUUCGAUAUUGAAGAGAAGGACAAUAAACAGAAUGAUAGAUUGUACGGUAGGAGUUCUGAAAAAGCAGGAAAAAGUUCAUCAGUGAUGGUCUGUUUGGGUGUAUCUUAUUACGGGCCAACUGAGGUUCAUUUUUGCGAAAAAGAGAUCAAAAUAAGUGCGAAAGUGUACCUAGAGACGGCUUUGGAUAAGCUUAUCAAAGAUCUGCCCAACACGCUAUUUUCGGGACAUAAUUUUGUGUUCCAGCAGGAUUCUGCGCCAGCACACAAAGCCAAGACCACUCAAGCCUGAUUUGACCGUCAAAAAAUCGACUUUAUAAGACACGAAGAUUGGCCUUCCUCCAGUCCGGACCUUAAUCCUUUCGACUAUAAAAUUUGACAGGUACAUGAAACAAUUAAAUCUCUGCAAAAUGUCAGUAUCAAGUAACGCAUCUCAACUAAUCACUCAAAAGACGAAAGAGUCUUUUGAGGACGCGCUUCCAAGCAUCAUGGAUACUAUCACCACUAACACACAGUUUGCAGACGUACCUGAAGUUGGGAAUUGGGUGAAAAAGACGCUGGAUUACAACUUAGGUGGAGGGAAGAAAACAAGAGGCAUGACAACACUCCUUGCCUAUGAGAAGUUUGAGAAACCAGGGAAUGUGACUGACGAAACUAUUCAUUCAGCGAAAAUGCUUGGCUGGUGUGUGGAGAUGCUGCAAGCAUACCUGCUCAUACUAGACGACAUAAUGGACAGCUCGUCGACGCGCCGCGGCAUGCCGUGCUGGUACCGUCUGCCGGACGUCGGCACCCGCGCCAUUAAUGACGCCAUCUUGAUUUACUCCUCCAUGUUCCACGUCAUCAAGACGCAGUUCGGGGGCGAGAAGUUCUAUACUAAGAUAUUGGAAUUGUUUAAUGAGACUCUCUUCCAAACCUCAAUCGGGCAGCACCUAGAUCUGACGAUGGCGAAUCGUCACAAAAACGACUACAGUUUGUUCACGAUAGAGCAGUACAACGCUAUCGUCAAGUACAAGACUGCGUACUACACAUUCAAGCUGCCGGUGUGUUUAGGCUUGCUGUUGGCCAACAACACGGACCCGGCCAAGCAUAAGAAGGUUGAAGAUAUCUGCCUCGAUAUUGGCAGGUUCUUCCAGAUACAGGACGACUACAUAGACUGCUAUGGCGAUGAAUCGGUAAGCGGCAAGAAAGGCACGGACAUUCAAGCGGGCAAGUGCUCGUGGUUUGCGGUACAGGCCCUGCAACAAUGCGACGCCAACCAGAGGACUGUGUUCAGUGCCUGCUACGGCAGCCAGGAACCGGCGCAUAUUGAGCGGAUAAAGAUAUUAUACAGACAGUUACAGCUGCCGGAACUUUACGCUGAAACGGAAGCCAAAAUGUACGAAGCGCUGAUAAGUCAAGCUCGAGCGAUGCCCGAAGAUCUGUCGCCUACUCUAUUCAUCAAACUUAUUGAUAUGCUCAACAAGAGGAGCUAUUGAUCAAUAUUGGAGCUUAUAGGUUAUUCCAUCAGCACAUUAAAAUAAUGUAACAAGCCAAACCACGUGACUCAGUCAUUCGACCAAUGAGAUACAACUUUGUUCAUCACACUUGCUCGAAAAAAUAUCUUAUUUCAUGCAGGUGUACUGAAGGACAAAGGCGCAUUGUUCCCGCGGGAGUUAUCGAUUGUGAAAAAAGCUUUAACUCCCUAGGGAGUUAAAGGUUUUUAAUAUUAUUAUGUCACUAAUUCAUACAAACCAAGUAGCAUAAAUGAAAAUAUUUCAUUUGAUUAAUUUAACAGCCGCUUAAAUUUUUUUGACAUAUUUACAAUCGUGGCUGAAUGCCGAAUAGGUCUGUGCCUGGAUGCCUAACCUGUCAACAAAUGACAAUAUGGCGGACGAAUGUUUGAUAUGUCACUGUAUUUAAGAAUAAUUCCGCUUACAAUUUAGUUUUUUCUUAGCAAGUGUGAUGAUAAACAUUGUGUGUAACUCUGGGGGUAAGAAUAUUGCAAACUCGGGCCUUUAAUUCCCUCGCUUCCAAAAUCUCACAUAGAUAUCUACCCCCGUCGUUGCACAAUGUACUGUAUCUGUAGAAUUAUAUCAUUCGCAUACCCGGAGGUUUUGAGUGCGCGAAUGAUUUCGUGUAUUUAUAACUUUGUUUAUUGUAAACAGUUACCAAACUAUAAACUAAUAAAAGGUAGUACGCUCCAAAUAAGCUUAGAAUAUUUAAAAUAGUUUGUUUUUGCAAUUUUUAUCUAAUUUUUGGCUUGUGUAAAUCAUUACCGCACCCAAAACCCGGGGGUAUAAACUAAAUCCUAAUGGAUUACCCCCUUAUUCAUAAACGUCUACUAAAGUUAACAAGCGGAACGACUUAUUGGUAUGAUGGAAAGGGACAAACGAUUAUUAGCGGCUUGUUAACUUUAGUAGACGUUUAUGAAUAAGGGGGUUAGAGUAUAACAGUGGUAUUGGUGUGUAGGUGGAUAACAACAUAAAAAUAAUACAUGUUUGUAAACUCUCCAAAGCUCUCAUUUACAGUUUACUAUUAAAGACGAUAAAUAGGAGUCUAGCUCCUGAUUUGUACCAAUGCGGAUUUUAUAUGAGAAUUUGGUCAGUUCAGUAAAAGUAUCUCAUAAAGGAGGGUGGGCUUAUUGGGCCAUUUGACCAAUAAGGGCAAGCGGUACGUCACCGGAUAGGUUAUUCUAAAUUGUAAAACUUUUAGUAUGGCAGGUAGUCCCAAAUCUUUGUGUGAAAAGAAUUAUCGCCGCCAAAAGUAGUGUGAGUUGAAACGUUACUAGAUAUAUAGUUUUUUAGGGUUCCGUGCCCAAAGGUUAAAACAGGAGUAUUACUAAGACUCCGCUGUCCGUCCUUCCGUCCGGCCGUCUGUCUGUCAUCAGGCAGUAACUCAUAAACCGUGAUAGUUAGACGGCUGAAAUUUUCACAGAUGAUGUAUUUCUGUUCCGGCUAUAACAACAAAUACUAAAAAUCAGAGUAAAAUUAAUAUUUGAGGGGCCUCCCAUACAAAAAACAUAUUUUUUGUGAUAAUGGUACGGAACCCUUCGUGCGCGAGUCCGACUCGCACUUGGCCAGUUUUUUUUCAAUACCUACUAGGUUCCUGUGUUGCAGAUCAUGAAGGUUUUGCUGUUGUCGAUAAUUUUGUGUCACGAUAUUUUAGUUUUUAUUCGUUUUCUUGUUUAUUUGUGUAAUUUUUUUAUGUAAAAUGGAGUAAAUAAUCUUUCCGAUUGUAUGUCGGUUAUCGGAUCCCUUUGACAUAAUUAUUGAAAGUCAUAAUGUAAUGAUUGUCAGAUUAUCAUUAGUCAUAAUUCUGAAACCGUUAACAACUCAGGAUUUUCGUAAGGUUAUCCUAUAGAUAGGUUAGGUUAGGUUUGUUUUAUGGCAAUCCUGAAAAGUUAAGAGUUUAUGACAAAAAGCAAAUUAUGACUAACGAAAAUGCGGACCAUUAUGACUUAAAACUUUAUGGGAAACAAUAGAGAGCCGUCGCUUAUUCUUAUUGGUUCAUGGGCCAGUGUCCAUAUACAAAUCUGCCCAUCCUCUUUUAUCUAUCGUAUACGAUCUACGUCGCUAAAAAUAGGAAACGUUCUUAUAACCGAAUUUGUACAUAUGUAGUAAAAUGACUCGCUCCACUGUAUAAAUAAAUGCUAGUGAUAGGUAGUUUUGCGUCAAAUUUUAUGUAGCACAGUAGGGCUAAGAUGGUCGGCUCUUUAUCAUUUGUCUCCAUGCCUGUCACGUUCUAACAACUAUCUAAGCGUGGAAGUGACGGGCAUAAUGACACGUUUAAAAAAGGGAACAAUGCUGCCACCGCUUCCGUUCAUUGCUCAAUAUUUUGCUAGUUAUUUCUCAUCAAAAAUACUUUGACUAAGGUCCAACCACGUAGCUACCUAUUUGUCUAUUACUUUAAGUAUCUUAAAUUAUUUCUUAAAGUGUAUAAUUUCAUAUCUAAAAUCACAUCAUAAACUGUUGUAUAAAGAUAGCAUUAAUACAUACGUUGAUUUAUAUUCUCUAGUGUUGCUAUUUAAUAUGAGUAUAUAUUUUAUAACGAAUUUACUAUGUUUAAUGAUAUUUAAUUAAAUAUUACCUACACUUCCCUUUACUCCUAUGGGCAUUUUUUGAUAUUUACCACACAUCUAAGUCAAAUAAAUUAUUUUACAUAUGGAUAAAGUAAACUAUUGCUACGAUAUAAUUAAAUUGUGGGGUUGCUAUUCUUAUUUUAAGUUUAUUUUCAAGAUAUUUUUAAUUUUAUCGUUUUAUUUUAUUCUAGAGUUGAGUCAUAGAAAUAUUUAUGUUUUAAUUUGUCUCUUUUUCUAGAAGUAGUAGUAGAUCUAAAUGUUAACAAGAACGGGAAAAACAUAUUUUAUUUAUCGAGGCUUCAUUAAAGACUACUAUCACUUUAUUCGUUAGUUACGAGUAGAUAUAUAAAAACAUAUUAGAACAUUUUACUAAUGAUGUAUAAGUAUUUCAAAGUAAAUUUGCGCUUGACAGAUGGUUUUAAUCUAAUUGAUUUUCUACCUUAACUGAAAUACAUAUUCAAUAAAUUUACAACGUAGACGAACAUUUGAUUUUGAUACAUUUUGAUCAUAAUUAAAAAUGAUAAGCUUCAGUUUUGCAUGAUUUCUGACACGUAAUGCCCGAAAAAGGUAUAAACUCGCCAAUAUUAACUUUAUGAUUAUUCCAACAAGGUACAAAAUAAAAUCUAUUAAAACCACCAGUCAAGCACAAACUAAAGAUACCCGAUAUAGUUGAAUCAAAGCUUCCUGCAUAGAUUUUGACGUGACAAAGUGUGGCAGUGCGAAUGAAACCUGUGCAGGGUUAACUUGGUCCCACUCUAAAAUGGAUAAGAAUUUGUUUUGGGAAUAUCAAUGAGGGUGGAGGUGUUUGUAAGGUGUUGGUAAUUUUAGUACCUAUAUUAAACAUGAUCUUCAAAGACUGAUAACUUCUAUGUAUAAUGUACCUCGAAUUUUAGUCAGAAUUGUAUAAAAUACGAACCAAUAUAGAUAGAAUUGUCGCACAAUACAAUUAGAACUCUAUGUGUUGGCUAUGUGUGAAAUACAGUACCCAAGGACGUCGCCAGCAGGGCCAGAUUUUGAGAUCCAGGCCUCCUAGCCGCUUGGUAUAGCACUUAGGGGGCCCCGUUCUCCAUCUCAAAAGCAUUGCUAGGUUGCCCGGGCCUUGUGGGCUUAGGCAGAAAUCCGGCCCUGGUCGCCCAUGGUGGGGUCAUAUGGCUAUAUAUUUUGCCAGCAGUCACCCCCCCCCCCCCCCCCCUGAAACUGACAAAUAAACUUUGCCCAUAGCCGCCUAGCGCGUGCUUAUAGCAAAGAAAAUUUCAAAUAGAGGUGGAUUGUCAAAGAAAAUUUGCCAGCAAAGGUAGCCAGUUAAUUUACCGCCAUCUUCGGACACAUAAUUAAAACUUUUAGAACGCAUUUUGACUUUGAUCCUUAUUCUUUCACUGAUAUAUGUUAAAUUUGUUCAAGCAAAUUGAUCAAAGCAAAUGGCGUUCUAAAACUUUUAAUCAUGUGUCGAAAGAUGGCAGGGUAUUUACUGUGGCUACAAAGUUUUCUUUGACAAUUUACCUCUGCUGCAUAUAGCAGUAAACUGUGCCAAUACAUAGAUCAUUCAUCAGUUUAUUUAAAUAAAUAGGUGUUUCGAUAGUGUGGUUGUGUUUGGUCGAAUCUAGUUAAACUAGAAUUGUUUGGAGAAAACUGUUAAAGAUAAAAUAUUAAUUCUAACGAUUAUUUAUAUUGAUAUUGAAUAUCUAAGGGCCUGUUUCACAAUUUGCAAGUAUUGGAUUGCUAAUUAACGAAUAAAUUAACUGUCAGAUAAAACUUCCUGCAAAACUUAGCAUCAGUUAAGCUUAUUUGAAGAUUGUGAAACGCCAACGAUGACUUUAUUCGUCAGAUAAGUAGCUUAUUCAGGAUUUUACUUGGACUUUGUGAUACAGGCCCUAAAUGUUGUUUUAACUGUUGUAAGUAAAAUAAGAUAUUUUAUUAAUAUAAUUGAUUCUAAUAUUAAA